Molecule: messenger RNA, 2250 nt
Organism: Anastrepha ludens (Mexican fruit fly)
Lineage: Eukaryota; Metazoa; Arthropoda; Insecta; Diptera; Tephritidae
Gene: tsl
Product: torso-like protein
Exons: 4
Coding region: 487-1548 (353 amino acids)
Source: RefSeq, a predicted model, not a curated record
CACCUUCAUACAUACAUACACCUGUUGUACAAGCGCCAGUGCACGCUUGAACCCCUCAUCAAAUUUCGAUUCGAUUGAUAAAGUGUUGUGUCGCGCUGUGUCCAUUGGCGCCCGAUGCAGAGUCGAUUAUCUACUCGUAUAUUGGCGCCAAUAUUAAUGGCGAUUUGCCAGCUUUUGCUAAGCACUUAAAAUAUAAUAUAUGGAGUUAGAGUUCAUAAUAAUUAUUGCGAGUUUUUGGUGUUCGUUAUUCGAAUUUGGUGCUCGAAUUGUUCUGAUUGACAAAAUGUGUAUUUAUGUAUAUGUGUGUAUAUGUAUGUACAUGCAUACCUACAAAGUAUUAGUAAAUGGAUGUCGGGAAAAACUGGAUUGCUUGCUCAAAGUGAUAGACAUCGUCAUACAAGUGAAACAGGGCGUGUAAUUACAAUGACCGAAAUUUCUUGGAUUGUACCACAUACGUUUUUAUGUUAACUUUACGCCGAAUGAGCGAUGAAACUGGAUAAUGGUUUAUGUUGGCUAGUGGCACUGAUUUUCGUAGCCUGCAACAUUUCCUCAGGCGACACUCGUGAGUCACAAUUGCGUAUCGGUAAGGCCAUCAAUAUUUUCGUGCGCUAUGGCUAUCUGGGCAUAUCAAUGCGUGUCAUUCCUUACAAUGACAGUUACGAAGUGGACAAAUGGUUGUUCAAGGAGCCGACAAAGUCUAUUUAUAAGGAUCUAAGUUCUCUCAGCGAGAGCCGCGAAGAUAAUGCUCCAGGCAUUUUUCAUGGCGACUUUCAUAUGGAAUUCUGCGAUAAUCGACGCCAACUGUAUCAAGCUUACUUUCGGGAUUUUACCGUUGAACGGUUAGACAAGCCGUGGGAGGCCUUUACCGGCGGUUGGUUCGCCGACAAUGCAGCCAAAAAGCUGGGUAUCAACACAUCCUACAUACAGGGCGAAUAUUCCUAUGUGCUGGUACGCGUUGUACGCUUCCGUGAGGUGGGAAAAUUCAAAGAAGAUAUACCACUGAAUCAGACGUUGGAGAAUGAUGUGCGUGAUCGCAUUAGUGGCAUAACAGCGGGUAAUGUCACAGGCGCCAUAAAAUUUAUGGAAUCGUGUGGCACACACUACGUCAACUCCUACACGACAGGGAAUUCGUUGUAUCAGGUGUUUGUCUACACACGCAAAAACUACCAAAUGAUUAGAGAUCGCAUCAAAUCGAAGGGAUUGAACAGCCUCUCGAAGAAGGAUCUUUACGAUUUCUUUGCGCCAUGGCAUGCCGUACAUUUGGGGCAAAUACGUUCGGCGAGCGCCAAUGCAACAGUGGAACGGUGGGCACGUCGAAAACUGCAAUAUGAGUACUAUGUUGUCAAAUAUGUAACCCUGCUGAAGCUACACGGGAAUGGCACACUACUGAAAGCACUGGAUAACCUCUUAGGCAACGAUGCGAUUCUGCAAUUGGAUCUGAAGUCACUGAAUGUUAUAUUUAGGGAUGAACCUGAAAAGCGGAGUUGGUUCAACGAAGUGCUAGACAAUCAAAUGAAGCUUUGGGAAGUCAACAUGCCCAUGAACUGACGGUCGGUCCAGACAGUGGCUAUGUACGGUACAGCUGGUUGCGAGGAUUCGUGAGCCACCGUAAAUGUUCCUAAGUCGUUCGCGACUACACUAUGCACUGUUGCCAUUCGUUUGCGUAGCCGUAAGUUAUGUACGAGUACUAUGUAUAUAUUGUAGUAGAUAUGUAUGUACAUAUGUACGUGUGAGUUCAAUGUUGAAGUGCUUGGCGAUGGUCACAUUACUUUAGAAAACACGAAUCGUUGUUGUUGACCCCGGAGGCUGCAAUAAUGCUUUUUCGAUGCCUGUGAUAGUUUUAAUUGAUUUUAUUGUUGUAAAUUAAGUUAGUCCUUACUUAAGUCAUAGCAUACUACUGUACAUAUUUACGAGUAUGUAUGUAUGCAUGAAUGUAUGUAUAAAUAGCGAAGGUUAGAUAAGAUUAGGGGGAUAUAUACGUAAGUAUAGAGGUAAUUGUUCAUCUGUAAAUGUAUGUACAUAUCUGUGUAAGUUUGCAUGUAUGUAUUUAAUGUUAUGUGGAAUUCGAAACGGGACUUGUAUAAUUGUAUAGGUAGACUUACUUACGAAUAUGAGUUAAUAAUUAAAUUAGUGUAAGAACGAUUUGUUAAGAAAAUAUUUGUAAAUAUAAAAAUUGGAGGUUAAAUAGAUGAGAAAUCGCGAAGGAUUGUCUUUUUUAUUAACUGUCUGCAUGUGAGGUCAUUAAAAGUU